AUGAAAAAUUAACUUCGAUAAAUCUUUUUGAAUGAAAAUGAGAGCUAUAAAAAAGAAACUUAAUCAUUUGAAGAUGAUAUUGAUAUUCAAUUAGAAAUUAGGAGAAUCUAUAAAAUAGAACAAAAUAACUCCAUUAAAUAUUAAUAUAUUCAUUAUUUUAAUAAUUGUGGUGAAUAAGAAUAUCAAAAUAUUAAAUAAAAAGGGAUCAUAAUUAACCUUACUUAAUUUUAUAAUCACGCGGUUAUAACUUCAGAUUUUUAAAUUUUCAAAUAUAGUUAAUAGAAUUACAAUAAUUUAGAAGAAAAAAUAAUAUAUAAAAAUAACCAAUUAAGAUAAAAAGGCUAAAAUUCUCAACUUUACAUUCAAGGUGAUAAGGUGUUUAUAUAAUUCAAAUAAAUAUUGUGGCAACUAUCCAAAAAAUUAGAGGCAUAGACAUAUUUAGAAAAAUUAGAUAGAGAAUUCCAUAAUUUUAAAAAAUAAGUUUAAGAUUUCAAUUUAGAAGAUUAUUAAACAUAACUAUCAAGAACAAAAAAUCCUAAAUUUUGGAUAAAAAAUAUUAUAUAAAGGCCUAAUUUUUAGAAUUCUAUGAUUAUAAUUUAGAAGAACUCUACUAUUAGUAAAUUUUUCGUAUUCAUUCAUCAAAUAGAGGAUUAAGAUAAUAAAAUUACAUACUUUUGUCAUAAUGAAAAUAAUUUAUACAGAACUAAAUAUGCUGAGAGAUUUAAACUUUAAUUAGAUUAAAAACAAAUAUUUUCUUUAAAUCAACUUUAAUAAUAAAUGAAUGGAUUUAUUUAAGCUUUAUCUGAGAAAAAAUAAAAGAUUUUUAAAAAAACGUUUAUAGGAAUGGGAUUUGAUUUAGCAAAUCAAUUUUGCUAUUUAUUUGCUAAAAUAGAAAAAGAAUAACCUUUAAAAGAAAGGAUUUAAACUUAAGAUUUUGCAUAAUUGUCUUUAAAAAAUCAAAAAAAAAUGGUAGAUAGUUUAAGUUUGAUAAAUUUUUUUCGAUAACAAUUUUUUUUGAAAGAAGAUUAUUUUAAUGAAGAAGUAUAUCAGUUUGAUUCAAAAGGAAAAUUAAAGAUUAAUAUUUCUAAAUCCUUUUUAUUAAUUAAAUCUAAUGGAAAAGCAUAAAAUGAUAAUCCUCAAUAGAAAACAAAAAAUGAUAAUCCUCAAUAGAAAACCGAUCAAUUAAUAUAGGUAAUUGAAUAUAUUAUUUAAAUUAAUUUAAUCAAAAAUUUAGAUGAAGAAGAAUAGGAAAACUUGCUUAAACUUAAGGAACUAGUUGAGUACUAUAGAUAAGAAACUUUAUCAAUUUAAUAAUUAAUAUCUGUGUUGGAUGAAAUUCAGUUUAAAUCAAAGAAAAGCAAAAGAUGAACUAGGAUUAGAUAAUGAUAUACAAGAU
Paramecium sonneborni is the source of this 1396-nucleotide messenger RNA. The record is from the annotation of a GenBank genome assembly. Lineage: Eukaryota; Ciliophora; Oligohymenophorea; Peniculida; Parameciidae.